AUGGCUCAAAGGUGUGAUCACUGCGUGGAUCCGGGUGAUAGCUUUAAGCUGAUGGCGACCCGACACACGGAGGAACCGUCCUCGGAUGACAUUUCGGAAGGCUCUGAGUUCACUAGUGGACCAGUUGGGCCGCGAACGGGUGGCCCCUUUGGACCACCAACCCCGCGACCAGUGCAGGACGAGCAGCCCCUUUCGCAUCACCUGUCGCAUUCGGUCUUCACGGCGCUCCAGCAGAGGGGUAUCACGCUGCGAAGUGCUUUGACAGUGAUACCAUGGGGAUUGGAAGGCUGCACUGAUGUGACCAUUGAGGUAAGGCCGCUCACGCCAGGAGACACCUUUCAUCCCAAUUUGUUGCAUUUUGAAGAUGAUCCUCCCCAGGAUGAGCACACUGCAGAUGAUGCGGAGGUCUUCCUGCCCGGGCCCACCUCCAAUGCCUCCAUUGCUGUGAUGGCUGUGGGUGCUGGCACUACAGCACCGACCACGACAAGCAUGGUCUCGGGGAGCACGGCAGCAGCCUCGACGACAGUGAUGCCGGCUAGCACAAUGAUGACGAGCGCCCGACCCAUGCCAAAGUCGAAGGCUGAACCACGUGCCAACACAAACCGGAAGCUGGAGCCUCAUUUGCCCUUGCAGCCCUCACUUGAUGUGCUGCCUGAGACCACUGCCGACGUGAAGCUAGUGAAGCAGGCGGGGUCGCACUCCGGUGAGUUCGUCUAUGGCAGGAAGUGCGAACGAUGCACUCGAAAGGACACCCGCCCGACAAGGCUGGUGCCCCGACAGCAGCAACGGCUUCGCAUAGUCACUUGGAACUGCGGAGGCCUUUCUGGGCCGCGCUACCACGAGGUGAUCACCUGGUUGCGUGACGAGCAUCAGGCUGGCCGCACGGUGGACAUCUGCUGCCUUCAAGAAACCCAUUGGAAGGAGGAGAUGGAAUAUACCACCGCUGACGAGGCAGGUGAACUUGCUUGGCACGUCGUACACUAUCCUGGCAAGGACUCUUCGGGUCUAAUGUGCUUAGUCCGUGCCGGACUGGUCCCACCCACACAUAUCCGCACCGUAUGCCUUGUACCAGGAAGAGUUGUGCAUCUACGCCUUUGCUUCCAGGUGCCAUUGGAUGUGCUCUGCAUGUAUCAAUACUCAUGGAAUACUCAGAAGUUGGAACUCACGGGCACACAUAAAGUGGAGGCACUACUCAAGCAGAGGCGACAGAUCUGGAGGACGCUGGACCAAUGGCUUCAGGGAAUACCACAGAGACAUGGCUGUGUUGUUCUGGGUGACCUGAACACUCCUCUCAUCCCAGACGACACCGUUGCAGGAAGUGGUGUGGUUUCUGACCGUGCUGGCCAGCAACAGGACCAGCAGGAGCUCCAGGAGCUGUUGCGAAAUCACAGGUGCUGUGCCCUUAACACGUGGGCCCGACGAGGAUCCACGGCUCGAACUUUUAUUCCGCCUAGCACGAAGGGCAAGGAGCCAGGAUCUCAGAUUGACUUUGUGAUCACACGUGGCAACUUGCUCGACCCCGAAGCCAAACGGGCUAGGCCGGUGGCAACGCCGUUUGUACCUACCAGUGGAGGCCGACACAGGCCUGUCAUAGCCACAAUUCCUCUCCCCACCCGACCGACAACCAAAGCCGGCGACAAUCAUGGACUUCGUCCACGGCAGAUUCGAAAGGUCCUAGCGGACACCACAAUGGCGACCCAGGUGGGCGAGGCAGUACGGAAUCGUUUGGAGUGCAUGCAACCCACUGAUGCCAUAGAUGACCAACUACUAGAGGGGUGGCGAGCGGUUCGAGGUCAAUUUCCUACCAACGAUUCCACCCGACCUGUGCCUUGCCCCCAGCAUGCUACUCUCACGGUUUGUGUGCGGCAUCUGUGGCAACUACGUGAUGAUGUCCGUAAGGCCACUCAGACCCUUGGAACGUGGACGAGCCCGAGGCGGAUGGCCACACGAGCCUUACAGGCAUGGGUACUCCUCUUCAGAAUGAACAGUCACAAUCGCGAACUCCGCAAGGAGUGCCGGCGACGAAAGACGAACCGGAUUGAAGAGGUGGUGCUGAGUGACAAUAUACAUCAGGCAGCCAAACGGUUUGCUCCCAAGGCCCCAAGGAAGCGACUGCAACUACGAGAUGCGAAUGGCGGCAUCCAGACCCACGAGGCGGAGUUCGAACAGAUCAAGACCUACUUUGCUAAGUUGUAUGCGGGUCCGGUGCCUGAUCAGGUUGUCCUCUCCAAGGGCCCCCUCAUCUCGGUGGACGAGGUCUUGGCAGCGAUGCACCGGCUACAGGCUGGAAAGGCUAUGCCACAUAAAAGCGCACCUGCGGCUCUGUGGAAACACUUCUCCCAGGAGGUGGCUCCCAUCCUGUCUGCCCAGUUCAAUUUAUACUUGGCCCCGGGUACCACAAGCCUGCCGCGCUCCUGGUGCAUCUCCGAUCUCAUCCUCAUCCCUAAACCAGGGAAAGCUAUGAAAACACCUGGCGAUCUCAGGCCACUUUCACUCCUCUCACUGCCAGCGAAGGCUUUAGCCUCGGUUGUCGCGAGCCGGUUACAAGAAUAUGUGAUCCGGUACCUCCGGGAGGUGCCCCAAUUCGCCUAUGUACCAGGCCGGACUCUGGCACAAGCUCUUGAACGAGUAUUUGCUCACUGUGCUGCGGUGAGGGUGGCUCUCCAACAAGGACACAACACGGUCCAUGCCAAACGUCAGGGUCACAAAAUGGCUUCCAUAUGUGGUGGCUGUAUGUUGUCGCUUGACGUCUCUAAGGCGUAUGACUGUGUAUCACGACAACACUUGGAGGCUGCCUUGCGGGAUGCUGAAGUGCCAGAGUACCUCAUUGAACUUACCCUCCUCAUCCAUCACACUGCUUGUCUUCGCAUCAGUCACUGCGAGCUUGAGACAGUCCUCCCUACCUUCCGUGGCCUCAGACAAGGUUGUUCAUUGAGCCCCACCUUAUGGGCACUCCUGACCGGAUGGAUGUUACGACAGAUGGAGGACCCAGGGGUUGCUAGCAUCAUGUCGGCGAACACGACGUAUGCUGACGACCAACACUAUGCCUGGCAGGUUGGGUCUGGCCUCGAGUUGGAGGCUGCUUAUGCAGCAAUGAAACACAUCCUCCACAGCCUCCGGAGGUUCGGGCUACAAAUCAGUGCAGAUAAAACCGUGAUCCUUAUGGAACUCCGAGGGCUACAUGCACAUAAGGCUCUUCAGCGCUAUGUGGUUGACAUGCCGCAGGGGAAGUGCGUGAAGUUCCUCCUCGAUGGGGAGGCCACAUACAUCAGGAUUGUCACAAGCCAUGUCUACCUCGGAGCAGUGAUAGGAUACCACAAGUUUGAAACCGAUACACUCCAACACAGGAUGAAGCUGGCGAAGGGAGUCUACUCCAGACUGGGCAACAUCCUCAGACACCGGUCUCUUCCUCUCAGACUGCGCUUGCUGCUUUGGCAAGGCUGUGUAUGGCCCACACUGCUCCAUGCCCUGGAUAGCAGUGGCCUCCCGGGAAAGGACCUCAAUACCAUGCUUGUCCUGCUCCUCAAACAGGCUCGUUCCAUUGCCCGCUCCCAUAGUAUGCUCACGAAGGAGACCAACAGAUCUAUCAUUGAUCGCCUUCGACUUCCGGACCCCGUACGGCCCAUCACAGCUCCAGUGGCGAACGAUGGUGAGGGGCCACCUUUUUGA
This is a messenger RNA of Symbiodinium sp. CCMP2592, 3669 nucleotides long. The record is from the annotation of a GenBank genome assembly. NCBI's taxonomy places the organism in Eukaryota, Dinophyceae, Suessiales, Symbiodiniaceae.